Messenger RNA from Eufriesea mexicana, 2197 nucleotides. Its product is annotated as intraflagellar transport protein 81 homolog. The record is from RefSeq and is a predicted model, not a curated record. The transcript is spliced from 13 exons. Gene Ontology annotation, cellular component: ciliary basal body; intraciliary transport particle B. Gene Ontology annotation, molecular function: tubulin binding. Bases 260 to 2197 code for a protein of 645 amino acids. Gene Ontology annotation, biological process: cilium assembly; intraciliary transport. Lineage: Eukaryota; Metazoa; Arthropoda; Insecta; Hymenoptera; Apidae.
UGUUAGGUCGUACACCAGAUAUAAUUAGCGACUAAUUUUGAACAAAAUGUCAAUAGAAAAACUACAGUUGAUUGAAGUCUAUCGUAUAAAGAGAAUUCUACCGCGUUCCACGUAAAGUUUUGCAUACUUUCAGAAGGAGGGAGAUAGUAUAACAUAGUUGCUAGGACGACGGCUUGCGACAACAAAAUAAUCCUCCAGUUAUUCUCAAGUUUGAGUAGCGUUCAAGAACUUGAGAAAAGAAGGAAAGUGUCGUGACAUAAUGAAAGAGAACACUAAAUUUAUUGUGGCACAAGUGAAUAAGCUACUGGGUCGUAAUUAUAACGUAAUUUAUUUCAAUUCCCUGAGUCCAGAAGAAUUGCUCCAUGUAUUGAAAGGGGUAUUGAUCAAAAUACAAAUUCAGAAUGUUGAUGCUAAUGUUGAUACGAAGAACGAAACUCCUGAGGAAACUUCCAUUUAUAUUCUGUCCAUUCUCCGUGUGCUUCACUAUCAGCCACAAAUAGAUCCUGUGAGCUUUAGACAGGGUCUGAUUCGCGGAGAUCCUGAUACCAUACAUCCUAUCUUGACCUGGCUUUUGUCUCAUGAAGAUACUGUUCGAAAGAGAGCUUACUUAUCUCGGUUUUUAGUGAAGGUAGAAGUUCCUGGUGAGUAUUUAAGCGAUCCGGAGAUUUCUUCUUUGCACGAACAGUACGCAGCUUUGAUCGAUAGGUUCAAAACAGUGCACAAAGAAAGGGAAAUAGGAAGGAAGAAUUUCGAGAACGCUAGUGAGCUUACUACCGAUUUGAAAACGAUGGAAAAGGAGAAAGAAGCAGUAACUAUGCGUAUCGAAAAAAUGAGAACUAAAGCUGAAAUUGGAAUGUACCUGUUGGAUUCUGCUCGAGCUUUGCGAAUAGAAAAAGAUAAGGAACGCGAUCUUGUGCUGCAAGAGGAACAACAAAGGGAAAUAAUAUCUAGAUUACAAACAAACUUACAAAGAUUGGAAAAAGAAUUACAAAUCUUGGAAAAAGAUGAAAAUGAAGUUACAGUUCAGACGUUAUUGCAACAUUUAUCCGAAGUGAUCACUGUUCAAACUGUAGUCACGAAUGAGAAACUACCAGCAGAGAUACAUGGAAAGCAAAAUCGUAUAAAAGCUCUGAAUGCUGUAAAACAAUAUUCAUAUCUGGGUCCAGACCAAAUAACAGAUUUGCGAAAUAAAUUGGACAGUAUAGCUAAAGAGAUUCAGAACUUGAUUGAGCUCAAGAUUUCGAAAAAUAAUAUUGACAAAAUUGAACCGUUUCGACAACAAGCAGCCGCAGUUGCAAAUAUCAAAAGAAAUGUACUUGAAAAAUUGGAGAAGACAGCAAAUUCCUUACAAGAAUUGCAGACAAAAUUAGAAGAGAAACGUGAAUUAUCAAAAUUGAUAAUGGAAGAUAUUAUACCAAAAGGAGAGGAAUUAAAAAAGUACAUAAAUCGUCUAAAAACUAGAGGAACGCUUUAUAAACAUUGUAAAUCUGAAUUAACGUGGCUUAAUGCAGAAAAUAGUGUGCUAUAUCGAACAGCUGCCAUCUUGGAAAAUCAGCGCAACCAGUGUAACCAGGCCAAAGAAAGAUUGGAAAUGGUAAAGAAAAAUGCUCCGGAUAAUUUUACAGAGGAAAAUGCGUCUUCGAUAAAUCUUCAAUUAUGCCGAGAUAUAUCCACUUUUAGAGCAAAACUCAUUCCAUUAAUAAAUGAAAUACAAACAUUGAGACAAAAAUAUAGUGAAUACGAACAACAACAGGAAAAAGCAAAAAAGGCGCAAAAUGAAGUAGAAUCAAGCAUGAAUACCUCGAUUAAUAAUUUACAAUCUAACAUACAGAAUGAAAAAAUAAAAGUAGAAAAGGACAUUGAAGAGAAGAAAAAACUGCAAAAACUUAUAGCUAAAAUGAAGACUAUGGAAGAAAGAAUAAAGCGAGAUAUGCAGGAUCCGACAAUUUCUGAUCCUGGCAAAAAGAUGAAAGAAGAAUUACAUUCCACCAUUCAAAUGGAAGAAAUAAAAAUUAAAAAUUUAAUGGUAGAAAAAGAACGUUUGAACGAAAUUAUCGCAAUAGGUGAAAAGCAAACACAGAUGUGGAAUGACAUAUUAACAGUGUUCAAAUGUAAAAUACAAUCCGCUGAAGAAAGUAAACAAUCGAAUGGAAUUGUUGUACGACGGGGAGGUGCAGAAACUUUAGUUUUACAAUAA